Messenger RNA from Fopius arisanus, 2364 nucleotides. Its product is annotated as protein DENND6A. The transcript has 7 exons. Gene Ontology annotation, molecular function: guanyl-nucleotide exchange factor activity. Bases 596 to 2344 code for a protein of 582 amino acids. The record is from RefSeq and is a predicted model, not a curated record. NCBI's taxonomy places the organism in Eukaryota, Metazoa, Arthropoda, Insecta, Hymenoptera, Braconidae. Gene Ontology annotation, cellular component: recycling endosome.
AGUAAUUUAAAAUGGUUGAAAAGUAUUUGGAAAAUUGUAAAGAUUGUCAGGAAACAAUUAUUCUAGGAACUUUUGGCGUGAUUGCAUUCCACGAGAAGAGUUUUUUUUGGGGGGUGUUUUAAGUUUGCAUAACCUCCAACGACAAAUGUAAACAGCUGUUUUCCACGCUUGCGCAUGAAAUUAACAGCAAUUAUCUACAAUUGGUUUGGGGAGUAUUUAUGAAAUAUAUGUUGUCGGAGUGUUGACACGAAGAAGUUGUGCCAGUGAGAGGAUAAUGCAAUAUGGUAUUGGAAUAAUGAAAGCAAAUAGAGGCAAGAUGAUUUGUAGACGUAUCAUCUUGAAUUAAUGUUAGUCAUCUGGAUAAGGUGAGUUUCUGUUUGGAGUUGGAGUAGAUUCAGCUGUACCACUCGAUUUACUCCUGUAAUCCGUUUUGCUUCAUGAUUCUCAAUGGUCUCAAUCGAUGACUGCAGAUUUAAUGAUUCCAUCUGGAUGAUUUUACCUAGGUUCUGAGAUGACUCGCCAAAUGACAGAGGUUGGCGAUGGAAUUGACAUUUUCAUUAUGAACUGAACAAAAGUUCGAGGGAUACUAUUCGAAAUGUCAGAGCCCUCGUGUUCUUCAUCAAAGAAAGAGUCGUCCAAUGGAGCUUCAGAGGAAAAUCCUGGGGUCAAGAGGAAAUGGGAAAAUUUUCAAAACUGGUUGCACUGCAUCUGCGUUGUCACUUUUGACUUGGAGUUGGGACAAGCUGUCGAGGCUAUUUACCCGACUCACGUGAAACUCUCAGAAUCAGAGAGAUCAAAUGUGUGUUAUCUGGCAUUCCCAGACUCAAAUUCGGGGUGCAUGGGUGAUACCCAGUAUCACGUGAGGAUUCGACAAAACUCAAAUUUUCCAACACGUGAACCACCAGCUCUCAAAGAGUACAACAGAAAAUCUCCUAGUUUCCUGCAGUUCGAUAAGGAUUUCUACUGGGGAUAUGUAUACUUCAGGCAAGUUAAAGAUAAAACUCUACCCAGGGGGUAUUUCCAGAAGAGUGUUGUUCUUAUAUCAAAAUUACCAUUCGUCAAUUUAUUCACUGAAUUGUGCGCUUUACUGGCUCCCGAAUUUUUCGAUGCUGGUAACACAAUUAUGGAUGUCGCAAUUCGUGAAAUUGACAACUGGCCUCAACCAUUGCCAGGACAAUUGAUACAUCUUCCGCUUCUAGGAGUACUCUUCCAGACAUAUAUUCCAAACACUAAUUACAAGGCUGUAGUGCCUUCCGUGAGUGCAAUGGAAGCAGUUAAAACUUCGAAAUGCAUAAAUUCCCUUCGUAGGCUGAUAGUAGCAUCAGCCUACGAAAGUGACAUGUUCCAAAGUCUAUCCAAUGUAGUGACUCACGUUCACCUCCUCUGGGAGUUGGUGCUUCUCGGUGAGCCAAUAGUAGUUAUGGCAGGCUCUCCAACAACUUGUGCUGAAAUGGUUCAAGCUCUAGUUGCAACGAUAGCACCUCUGAAAUACUGUGCAGACUAUCGUCCAUACUUCACAAUCCAUGAUUCUGAGUUUAAAGAGUACACAAUGGACGCGCCAACACCUCCAGCUGUAAUUCUUGGUGUUACCAAUCCAUUUUUUGCAAAAACAUUGCAAAGGUGGCCACAUAUUAUACGUAUAAGCGACGUAUCAAACUCUGAUAAUCAGAAAUAUCGAAUUAAAAAGUCUGAGAGCUUGAAAAUACUUGAUUCAAAGCCAGGUGUUUACACGCAGUACAAGACAUUUUUACAGAAGGAUAAAGUCAUUUUGAAGAAGUUGUUGAGGGGAACGCAGACUAAGAGACCCAGGGAAGUGCAGACUGCACUUUUGAAAAGACAUCUCAUGGAUUUGACGGAGAGCUUUAUGAUUCCUCUGGAAAGAUAUAUUGCGAGUUUAAUGCCGUUACAGAAGAACAUAUCGCCGUUUAAGGCAACGCCAAUACCUCACAUGUUCAACCCAGAAGAUUUUUUAGCCACUUUGCCCUCUGCGGGUCCUCAAUUAACUAUAGGAAUCAAAGGUGACUGGGUGGGACUCUACAAGCGAUUCUUCAGGACUCCAAAUUUCUCUGGAUGGUUUCUCUCACGUUACACUGAAUUAACCCUGAAAUUACAAGCUCUGCAACUGGAAGCACUCUCUCAAGCGGAUCUCAAGAAUUGGGUUCAGGAUAAAGAAGAAGUAGAAGUAGUCGACAUGAUUCUACGUAUUCGUCAAAAAUUAGAAAGGAGUUAUCACGAGGAUGUGCCAAUUACUCAGAGUGUGCGUGAAAAAUUGUGUGAGAGGAUAGAUGAUAUUACAUUAACACUGCCGGAAGACUUGAAGAUCAUACUCAGUCGAGAAUCCUGACGUUUCAAUAAUUUUUUAUU